Messenger RNA from Saccostrea cuccullata (small rock oyster), 1191 nucleotides. RefSeq lists its product as uncharacterized. Bases 1 to 1191 code for a protein of 396 amino acids. The transcript is spliced from 2 exons. Lineage: Eukaryota; Metazoa; Mollusca; Bivalvia; Ostreida; Ostreidae. The record is from RefSeq and is a predicted model, not a curated record.
AUGGCGCAAAGUCAGCUUUUCUCCCCAGAUGCCUUAGGGAGAAGAACACCGUCUUCUGAUAGACUGCAGGUUUGUGUUUCGGAAAACGAGCAAAUUUCCGACGAUGCAGAAAGUGAUUAUGAGCAAACGCCAAUUCAGGGCAAUAAACACAAAAACACGCCAAUAAGGGGCACAAGAGAUACGCCAAUACGGGGCACAAGAAAUACGCCAAUACGGGGCACUAAUAAUGCUGGUACGCCGAUUCAGGGCACUAAUGAAGAACCUCGAUCUGAUGAGGGUUCGGGAAGAGAAUGGAGAAACGAACGAGUUAAUGCAUCCAAAAGUGAAAGUAGAAAGAGAAAGCGUGAGAAGGAGAGCGGUAGCGAGUCAGAAGAAUCAAGUUCAGAUGACACCAGUAGUUCAAAUGAUUCCGAGUCAGAUUCAGAUUCAGAUAUAUUCAAUCCUUCACAUGUUUUGAAGAUGAAGGGAGGUGAGAAAUUACCAAAGAAAAUAACGAAAUACAUUGAGAAGUAUGCUAACAAUGGCAUUACUAAAGCUACUCGACAAGAAAUAACAAAGAACUGUAAAACACCAAACACAAAGAGAUUAAAAUCAAAAGAAACUGACAGAUUCAUUAAAAAACUUUCUAGGAAAAGAUUCAAUCAGGCCAUGUCCAACAAAAAAGAGAAAAUUAUAAUAAAUACACAAAAUCGCAUUCUUGAUGCUACUGGUCCAUUAGCCAUACUUUGGCAUGAAGCUGAAAAGAGAGCAUUAGUGUUGAUUGGAAACGCUCAUUAUGUUUAUCUCACCGAUAGACGCAAGACUUUAUUAAGCAAACUUGUACCAGAGUGUGUUGACCUAAUUGAGGACAGUUCUGGAAGGAAAGCAUUAAGAAAUUCAAAAGAUAAACUGUUUGGAAACACAUUUAGGAAGCUGUUAGCUAAAGACAGUAAAGAUAAUAGAGAGAUUUCAGAUCUUCUUCCACAAAGAAAACGGUUCAAGUCUGACAAUAAGAACUCUUAUUUCUAUGAUAACAAUAACGAGAGAAGGAAUUCUUUCAGAAAUGGUGCAGGUCGACCCCAGCAGUUUUUUCGGACAGGGCCCUCAAACAACAGAUACCAGUUUGGGGGCCACAAUUACAGAGGACAACAGAGCCAGAGAGGCAGAGGUUCAGCAAAGUUUCCUCUUUCCAGAAAGACAGAAAAUCAGUAG